Messenger RNA from Dipodomys ordii (Ord's kangaroo rat), 944 nucleotides. Its product is annotated as golgin subfamily A member 6-like protein 2. The transcript has a single exon. NCBI's taxonomy places the organism in Eukaryota, Metazoa, Chordata, Mammalia, Rodentia, Heteromyidae. The record is from RefSeq and is a predicted model, not a curated record. The annotation marks the transcript as partial.
UGGUGAGAAGCUGAGAUCCAGUGAAGAGAAGCUCAGGUCCAGUAGAGACAAGCUCAGAUCCAGUGGUGAGAAGCUGAGAUCUAGUGACGAGAAGCUCAGAUCUAGUGGCGAGAAGCUGAAAUCCAGUGAAGAGAAGCUCAGAUCCAGUGAAGAAAAGCUCAGAUCCAGUGAAGAGAAGCUCAGAUCCAGUGAAGAGAAGCUCAGAUCCAGUGAAGAGAAGCUCAGAUCCAGUGACGAGAAGCUCAGAUCUAGUGGCGAGAAGCUGAAAUCCAGUGAAGAGAAGCUCAGAUCCAGUGAAGAGAAGCUCAGAUCCAGUGAAGAGAAGCUCAGAUCCAGUGAAGAGAAGCUCAGAUCCAGUGGAGAGAUGCUCAGACCCAGUGAAGAGAAGCUCAGUUCCAGAGAUGAAAAGCUGAGAUCCAGUAAAGAGAAGCCCAAAUCCAGUGGAGAGGCACUCAGUUCCAGUGGAAAGAACCUCAGAUCCAGUGAAGAGCUCACAUCUAGUAGAGACAAGCUCAGAUCCAGUAGAGAGAUGAUCACAUCUGAUGUAGAGAAACCCAGUUCCGGUGGCGAGAAGCUGAGAUCUAGUGAAGAGAAGCUCAGAUCCAGUAGAGACAAGCUCAGAUCCAGUGAAGAGAUGCUCACAUCCAAUGAAGAGAAACCCAGUUCCAGUGGUGAGAAGCUGAGAUCUAGUGAAGAGAAGCUCAGAUCCAGUAGAGAGAAGCUCAGAUCCAGUGGAGAGAUGCUCACAUCCAAUGGAGAGAAACCCAGUUCCGGUGGUGAGAAGCUGAGAUCUAGUGAAGAGAAGCUCAGAUCCAGUGAAGAGAUGCUCACAUCCAAUGAAGAGAAACCCAGUUUCAGUGGUGAGAAGCUGAGAUCCAGUAGAGAGAAGCUCAGAUCCAGUGGAGAGGUGCUCACAUCUGAUGGAGAGAAACCCAGUUCCGGUG